Messenger RNA from Priapulus caudatus, 821 nucleotides. RefSeq lists its product as uncharacterized. NCBI's taxonomy places the organism in Eukaryota, Metazoa, Priapulida, Priapulimorpha, Priapulimorphida, Priapulidae. The transcript is spliced from 3 exons. Bases 136 to 528 code for a protein of 130 amino acids. The record is from RefSeq and is a predicted model, not a curated record.
GGCAUACAAGCCUAGAUAUAGACAGAGACAGCGAGAGCGCCACUUGUUGCUGCACACUGCUGCUCGCACAUCCUCGUCCGUAACAAACACAGCGCCUGUUUUCUCACACGCGAACGCAUCCCACGAUCACCAGCUAUGAGACUCGCGAUCGUUUGCCUGUUGAGUGUUGUGGCGUGUGUCAGCUGUCAGGAGAUAUGUCCCGUUUACUCGUGCGGUGACAUCGCAAGCGCCCUCGUUGAUGACUGCUGUCCCAGCUCCAGUCGCAUGCUGAGCUGCCUCAGCAUGGGCGGAAGUCUCGAGUGUCCGCCCGCCUUCACCUACACGGCCUGUCCCGACGAGCUGGGCAACAACAUCUACAACAUCAGCCUCGUGCUCGAUCGCAACGAGUGCAGCUGCGUGAGGGACGACGGUUCGCAGAUCUUCGUGGAUGCUCCUGGAGCCAGCCCUCCCAGACUGCGGCUUUGCAGCCCGCUGAACUGCAUGUGUCCACCCGAUGCGCCGAUGGUGAACAGCAUCAUGUGCUCGUAGAUGCCACCUUACGAUUCGACCUUCGCCGCAUGUAUAUCUAUAUACGCAACUAAUUUCGUCUGGUUAAUCGCCAACGUUGUACACCACGCGCGGUUAUGUUUAAUUGCGUUGUUUAUCUUUACUACUGUUGUUUCAGAAUUGAUGCAUUUUGUACACUGAUAGCGAUAUUCAUCACUUAUAAUUUUUCUUUUUAAAGUAACAGCGUUAGGUAUAGACCCGGACCAUUUAUGUACCAGCUUUUUAGUAUUAUACGCUAAAAUAUUAAUAAAAAUGUUUAUGAUUAUGUAAACGGA